Molecule: messenger RNA, 1307 nt
Organism: Argentina anserina (silverweed cinquefoil)
Lineage: Eukaryota; Viridiplantae; Streptophyta; Magnoliopsida; Rosales; Rosaceae
Product: F-box/kelch-repeat protein At3g06240-like
Exons: 2
Coding region: 82-1242 (386 amino acids)
Molecular function (GO): protein binding
Source: RefSeq, a predicted model, not a curated record
UUCACUCAAGACACCAAGACCCUAUUUCUUGACUUCAUCUCUGCUCUUUCAGGUUUUGAUUAUUACCAAAUCCCAAUUGAGAUGGAACAUGAAACAGCUCUAAGCGACUCAGGGCAGGAGAAGAUCCAAGACUGUGAUUACCAGAUUGAGGUGGCAGCAAGUUGCUCACUAUCUGAUAGUAUUUCAGUGUCAAGUGAAGUAAGCAUGUCUAAGAUCCCACAUGAUACCAUAAUAGACAUACUCUCUCGACUUCCUGUCAAGUCUAUCUGUCGAUUUAGGUGUGUGUCAAAGACAUGGCUCCAUCUGACCUAUGAACCGCACUUCGUUGCAACCCACCUCAGCCGACACCAGAAGCAGAAACUUAUUCUGAGUUCUAAUAAGUCUCUCUUCUCCUUGGACCAAGAAGGACCUAUAGAUGAUGAUAUGUUACCCUCAGAGCUUGACUAUCCUCUCAAGGGCGAUUUCAACAAUGAGUGGAUUCAAAUGCUUGGUUCCUGUAAUGGUUUGGUCUGCAUUAUGCCUCAACCAGAAGCAUUCUUUGUGUUUAAUCCUUCGACUCGGGAGUCCGUGAGAGUACCCCACUGCCCCAUGUCAAGCCAUGCUGAUCACCCAGAGGAGGUGGGUUAUGAUGUUGAUGUACAUGGGUUUGGUUAUGCUCCUUCUGUCAAGGAUUACAUGUUCGUUAACAUUUAUAAGGGCCGCUUUGUGUUCAUCUUUUCACUGAGAAACAAAUCAUGGACAAGAGUUCAAGACUUUCCUUACAAAUAUCUUUUGAAUGAUUCAGAGACUCUUCUCAAAGGAGCUGUCCACUGGUUGUGCAUGGGCCCUGGUCCCCUCCCUGUAAUCGCUGCUCUAGAUUUAGCGCAAGGGAAGUUUUCAGGCUUAUCCCCACCUGAAUCUGUUGUAGAUUCUAAUAGCUAUACACCUGGUGUCUUAAGGGACUGUCUUUGUUUGCUACACCACAAUGAUCAUGAGAGGCAGCGUAUAUUCUGGAUUAUGAAAGAGUAUGGUGUGAAGGAGUCAUGGACCAAGAUUUUGAUAGCCGAGCCAUUUUUCUCUUUGCAGCCAUUAUGUUACUGGAAGAAUACCAAGAUUUUGGCGGCAAGAAACCGGAGGAAAAUUCUUCUGUUCAAUCCGAGGGAUGGAACUUGUAAAAAUUUAUUGGCAAACGGCCUCCAGGUUCCAUUCUAUGCAGAUGUGUAUGUGGAGAGUCUUGUUUCUCCCAACUUUCGGCUGAGCUAAAUUGCUGUGUUUAAGUUGGCGUAUGCUUACCUGCUUCAAUGUUUAUGCACUAGGUACUUGUCGUA